This is a messenger RNA of Biomphalaria glabrata, 13909 nucleotides long. Its product is annotated as dynein axonemal heavy chain 12-like. Gene Ontology annotation, biological process: microtubule-based movement. The record is from RefSeq and is a predicted model, not a curated record. Bases 294 to 12287 code for a protein of 3997 amino acids. Gene Ontology annotation, cellular component: dynein complex. The transcript has 78 exons. NCBI's taxonomy places the organism in Eukaryota, Metazoa, Mollusca, Gastropoda, Planorbidae. Gene Ontology annotation, molecular function: dynein light intermediate chain binding; dynein intermediate chain binding; ATP hydrolysis activity.
UUUGCUUGGAGAGCAAUGUUGCUAGGGUUAAUUUGAAAUAAGACUAUUCAUUGGACUUUUUAAGUUACUUCACCAAUGAUAAUAAACCUUACAACAUUAAAUAUACAUUUAGUGUUAAAUAAGCAAUAUUUUUGCGCAUGGUAGAUGUUACAACACAUUGGGUACAAUCUUUUGCUGUUUGGAGAAAGAAUACAAUUUUAAUGAGCCAUGAUUAUAUUUGAAUGAAUCUUCACUUAAAUGUCAACCCAUAAAGACUGUAAAUUGCACAUUUUAGUUGUACUACUACCAAAAAGAUGGAGUCACAAGAAGCAGUUUUAAAAAGAAAUGGUUCACCUAGGCUUGAUGGAUUGCCUUCCCUUGGAAGCCCAAAGACCACCAAAGGAACAAGACCAGAUGGAUUUCCUCUUCUGCCUCCCAUUCACAAACCUGAAAAACAAACAGAAGAUCCAUAUGCCAAUAGCAAGCUCUUGACUUUUAGACUGGCAGAUCAUCACAAGAAUCUGUUGAUCAGGAUCUUACAAGAAGAUGCAGUUAAAGCAGCUAAAGAGGAGAAACUAUUUUAUAAGCAGCACAAGGAUGACCCAAAACCAGAAGAGCCUCAAAUGCCUGCUGAGAUGAUGAGUAAAGAUAGACGCACACAGCUGAACUAUCGCUUCUUGAAAAGUUGCGUAGAAACUGGUCAUGUGGAGCCCAUGCAGCAGACUUGGUCUGAGCGAGUCCUGAAAUUGAUUCCAGAGGAACUGAAACAUGGCAAACUUUUGAGCCAACUUUUGCAGGAACUAUUGGAGGAAGUUAAAUCUUUAUUUGAGACUAGUAUGAAAAAAUCUAUGGUUCAACAUGUUCUGAUAAAACCAGAGGUCAAAGGUCUAGAGAAUGAAACAGCAGGUCCACCUCCAGAAGAACCAUUAGGUUUAGAUUUUUCAAAUCCAUGGCAUGAGACCUUCCUAGAAAACACAAAAACUAUAUCUCACCGUUUGUAUUGCCUUCAUCCUUCCCAUCAAACUGUUCUCAAGAUGUGUCAAAGCACUCUGGGAAAUAUGGUUCUUGUAGAUGUGAGUCAGUAUAGACUGACUGGCCCAAUAGAGUUUGACAGUUUGAAAAACAAUGUAACUUUAGACUUGGAAAAAACUGAGGAGAAAUUAAUGCAUAGCUGGCAUCCAGGAAUAAUCAACAUCUUCACAGACAAAAACAAGUUCUUAGAGAUCCCUCAAGAUGAGAUGGAGCUCUUCUAUUCAAGUGUCACAACUCUCAUUUCUAACCAGCUCAAAGACUUGAUAGUCCACACCCUUGACUCCUAUGUCAGCCUGUUCUCUCCAGAGAAUCACCUUCUUCUGCCUGUGCUGAAGAUGGAGCUGACUUUUGAUGAUGAGAAGAUGCAGUUCUACCCUCCUUUUGAGGACCUUGAGGAGACAGUGCUGUUUGUAGUAUCACAGAUAUGUAAGACUCUGCAAAAGGUUCCUACAAUUCAUUCCUGGCUUGGUGGUGGCAACACAGUGACUUACAUUGAUGCGAAAAUUUCCCCACACAUCUUGGAUGCUUACAAACAGACACUGAAAGAAGCAGUCAGACGUCUGUUUGAGGCACCAAAGCAACAUUUAGAAUCCUUCAUGUCCAGAUAUAACUACAUAGUCAAUGGUGAAGCUCUGGCUGAGAUCAAAGAAUACAUGAAAGAUGAACAUACAUUUGCAGAAUACACAGUGGAAAUAGAAAAGUUUCGUAGUCUGGCUUCAGAAAUCAUGGGACUUCCAAGCAUUGAGCAUUACGACAUGAUCCGAUUAGAUUGUGAAGAUUUAAAGAGAGGUCUGGCUAAAGUCUGCCGUAGCCAUGCUGAUGAGCUGUUGAGCCGGGUUUCCUCAGAUCACCGCAGGGAGAAUGAAGGCAUUUGUAAAGAGUUUCACAACAUUAAGGAGAAAGCUCUGGCUGUUCCAAGUUCUAGUGAAGAACUUAUUGACAUGCUCAACUUUGUGGAGGUAGCCAGAACCACAGGCAUGAUUCAACUCAAUGAAAGGAUUACUGAAUCCAAGGACAGGUUGGCUUACCUUAUAGAUGUUUUCUUUUUUGAGCCAAAAGAUAUUGAGCUGAACUGUGAGGUGCUUACCUGGCCUAAGAGAAUUAUGCCAAUAUUUGAUGAAAAUGAUGUUCUGGUGGAACAGUCAAGACAAAAGGGAGAGAAAGAACUGAUCCAGAAAAGAGAGAAAGUCAUGAUGGAGCUAGAGAAGCUACGCCAGCGUGUGGAUGAGUUCAACGACUACGGUGAGCUGGACACCAUGGCCCAGUAUGUUAAAGAUGUUACCAAUGUCCAACAGCGAAUCAAAGAGCUGACCACACAGAUUUCUUGGAUAAACAAAGAAGAACAACUGUACAAGUAUCCAGUCUCUGUGUAUCCAGACGUGGAGGACAUCAGCUCAUCACUUGAACCAUUCCUGCGUCUGUUCAAUGUUGUGUUGAAAUGGCAGAAGGCAGAGAAAAGAGUGAUGGAUGGAGCUUUUCUGGAGCAGAAUGCUGAGGCUAUUGAUGGAGAAGUGGAUGAGUACUAUAGAGAGCUCUUUAAGAUUCAGAAGGUCUUCAACCAGAAAGUCAAAAAGAUGCAGAUGGAGAUGGAAGAACUUGAUAGGGAGAAGAAGAAGAAGAGAAGGGCGCAGGAAGAAGAUGGGGAGGAGACAGCUGGAGACACAGCAGAAGAGGAAUCCUUUAAGAUGCCAGAAGCUGUGAACAUUAUCAGCACCAUCAUGGAGUCUAUCAAACAGUUCAAGGAAGUGAUUCCAGUGAUAGCAAUCUUAUGCAACCCUGGAAUCCGCAAGCGGCACUGGGAUAAAAUGAAUGAAAUAGCUGGUUUCAACUUGACCCCAGACACUGGCUCUACCCUCCGCAAAAUGUUGAAGCUGAACAUUGAGCCCUACAUGGAACAGUUUGAGAGUAUCUCCGCUUCAGCUUCCAAGGAACAUUCCCUUGAAAAAGCUCACAUGAAGAUGGUUGAGGAAUGGGAGACAAUCAACUUCAACUUAAUUCAAUAUCGUGACACAGGGGUCAGUAUUUUGGCCUCAGUGGAUGACAUGCAGACAACUCUGGAUGAUCAAAUUGUCAAGACUCAAACCAUGAGAGGGUCGCCUUUUAUUAAGCCAUUUGAAAAAGAAAUGAAGGAGUGGGAAGAUAAAUUGAUGCACACCCAAGAGACUAUUGAUGAGUGGCUCAAAGUGCAGGCACAGUGGCUCUACUUGGAACCAAUUUUCUCAUCGGAGGAUAUCAUGCAGCAGAUGCCGGAAGAAGGGAGACUAUUCCAAAUGGUUGACAGAAAUUGGAAAGAUAUUAUGAGGAAUACCAGCAAGGAUCCCAGAGUUCUUGUAGCAUGCAAUGUCCAGGGCUUGCUAGACAAAUUGCAGGACAGUAAUGGUCUUCUAGAUAAGAUCAACAAAGGAUUGAAUGCUUACCUAGAAAAGAAACGUCUUUUCUUUCCAAGGUUCUUUUUCUUGUCCAAUGAUGAAAUGUUGGAGAUUUUGUCUGAGACCAAAGACCCGACUCGUGUCCAGCCUCACCUCAAGAAGUGCUUUGAAGGUAUUGCCAAGUUGGAGUUUGACAACAAACUAGACAUCCAUGCCAUGUUCAGCAGUGAGGGAGAGAAAAUCAAACUUAGUCAGAUUAUUUCUACCUCUGAGGCUCGAGGUGCAGUAGAGAAAUGGCUACUGCAGGUACAAGAUAUCAUGCUAAUGUCAAUUAGAGAUGUCAUUGAGAAAGCUGUGGAGGCAUAUCCCAUGACCCCUCGUACUGAGUGGGUAAAAGUUUGGCCAGGUCAAGUUGUGCUGUGUGUUUCUCAGGCAUUUUGGACCAGAGAGGUGGAGGAAGCCAUACCAGGUGGACCUCAAGGAUUGAGAGAGUAUUAUGAAAAGCUGCAACAGCAGAUGGGUCAAGUUGUUGCUCUAGUUAGAGGCAAGCUGACUAAACAACAAAGAAUUACACUUGGGGCUUUGGUGACCAUUGAUGUCCAUGCUAGAGAUGUUGUCCUGGAAAUGGCAGACAAAGGAGUGGCCACAGAAAAUGAUUUUAAUUGGCUAGCACAACUUCGUUACUACUGGGAGGAGGCCAGGAUGCUUGUCCGUAUCACUAAUGCCACAGUGAAAUACUGUAAUGAAUACCUGGGUAACUCAGGGCGUCUGGUCAUCACACCCUUGACUGACAGGUGUUACAGGACACUAGUUGGAGCGUUCCACCUCAAUCUGAAUGGAGCCCCUGAAGGACCAGCAGGUACUGGAAAAACGGAGACCACUAAAGAUUUAGCCAAAGCUAUUGCAGUCCAGUGUGUAGUGUUCAACUGUUCUGAUGGCCUGGAUUAUAUUGCUAUGGGCAAGUUUUUUAAAGGACUUGCAUCAGCAGGAGCAUGGGCUUGUUUUGAUGAGUUUAACAGAAUUGAUCUUGAAGUCUUGUCUGUAGUUGCUCAGCAGAUUUUGUGCAUUAUCAGAGCAGUCCAAGCUCAUGUAGACAGGUUUGUUUUUGAAGGCACAGAACUUAAUCUAAAUCCAAACUGUUAUGUUUGCAUCACAAUGAAUCCUGGUUAUGCUGGUCGAUCAGAGCUGCCAGACAAUCUCAAAGUUCUCUUUAGAACCGUAGCCAUGAUGGUUCCAGAUUAUGCAAUGAUUGCUGAAAUCUCACUUUACUCAUUUGGCUUUCUGGAUGCCAGAAGUCUAGCAGUGAAAAUUGUCACCACUUACCGCUUGUGCUCUGAACAGCUCUCAUCACAGUUUCACUAUGACUAUGGCAUGAGAGCCGUAAAGGCUGUUCUCUCAGCUGCUGGAAACCUGAAGCUUAAAUUUCCAGAUGAGGCCGAAGAUAUUUUGCUUUUACGUUCAAUUAUUGAUGUCAACCUGCCCAAGUUCCUGUCACAUGACAUUCCACUCUUUACUGGUAUCAUCUCUGACCUGUUUCCUGGACUCCAGUUACCUGAAGCUGACUAUAAGGUUUUCCUGGAUGCAAUGGUCAGAGUCUCACAGCAGAGAAAUCUUCAGUUUGUCAAGUUUUUCAAGGAAAAGAUCAUACAAACUUAUGAGAUGAUGAUAGUCAGACAUGGGUUCAUGUUAGUAGGGGAACCUUUUGGUGGUAAAACUAAAGUCCUGGAGACUCUGCAGGAGGGAAUGACUCUCCUCAACAAUGAGGGGGAGGAAGAGUAUGAGAAGGUCAUUUCCAGAAUCAUUAACCCGAAGGCCAUCACCAUGGGUCAGCUGUUUGGUCAAUUUGACCAAGUCUCACAUGAGUGGACAGAUGGUGUUGUAGCUAAUACCUUCAGAGAGUUUGCUUCCACUGACACCCCAGACAGAAAGUGGGUCAUAUUUGAUGGUCCAAUCGAUGCCCUCUGGAUAGAAAACAUGAACACUGUGCUGGACGAUAACAAAAAGCUGUGCCUGAUGAGUGGUGAAAUUAUUCAGAUGUCAAAUGUCAUGUCACUUAUUUUUGAAACCAUGGAUCUCUCCCAAGCCUCGCCUGCUACAGUCAGUCGCUGUGGGAUGGUUUAUCUUGAACCUACGACCCUUGGCUGGCGACCUCUAGUCAAGUCUUGGCUGCAUGAGUUCCCUAAAGUUGUGGGAGAAGAGAGCAUAGAGUACCUUGGGGCUCUGUUUGAGUGGUUGGUUGAUCCUUGUCUGGACUUCAUCAGAAAGAGUUGUAAGGAAUAUGUUCAAGGCAGUGCAGCCAAUCAAACCAAGUCUCUGAUGUUUUUGAUUGACAUGCUGAUGCAUGAAGGGAUACAUGCAGAGGAUGCAGCUGAGAACAAGCAUCUGAAAUCAUGGCUAGUGGCUGCUGUUCUGUUUGCUAUCCCAUGGUCAAUUGGGGGCUGCAUUGAUGUGGACAGCAGGGCCAAGUUUGAUACAUUUUUCCGUGACCUGGUUGCUGGGAAGAUAGAGACCAGUCCAAUACCAAAAGAGAUUGGGAAAGUGGAAAACAUGAUGCCGACAGAUCAUCCAGUUUAUGAUUUUUAUUACGAGCAAAAGGCCAAAGGUCAGUGGAACCACUGGAAUGUUUUAUUGAGAGGUACAGAACCAAAGACCACCAAGAUCAGGGAGAUGCUUGUGCCAACUAUGGACACUGCCAGAUAUACAUUUAUCAUGGACUUGUGCAUCCACCACAACAGGCCACUACUCUUUGUUGGCCCAACCGGCACAGGAAAAAGUGCUUAUGUUCAGCAGAAAUUGAUGCAUGAUCUGCCACAGGAGAAAUAUCUGGCAACUUUCAUUAACUUCUCAGCACAGACAAGUGCAAAUAUGACACAGAGCAUCAUAAUGUCAAGGCUAGACAAAAGACGUAAAGGUGUGUUUGGACCUCAGGUGGGAAAGAAAGCCAUCAUAUUUGUAGAUGAUUUAAACAUGCCUGCCAAAGAAGUUUAUGGAGCACAGCCACCUAUAGAGCUGCUCCGCCAGUUUAUCGACCAUGGCAACUGGUAUGACCUCAAGGACACUAGCAAAAUAGUUCUCCAGGACAUUCAGUUCUUGACAGCCAUGGGGCCACCUGGUGGAGGGCGUAACACAAUCACGCUCCGCUUCAUGCGCCACUUCAACAUCGUCUCCAUGAACCCAUUCAAUGAUGAGUCCAUGACCAAAAUUUUCAACACCUUGAUUACAACUUACCUCAGGCAACAAGAGUUCUCUUCUGAUUACUUCUCUGUGGGCACCACCAUUGUCAACGCUACCAUGGAGAUGUACAAAGAGGCCAUGAAGAGCCUUCUGCCAACCCCAGCCAAGUCUCACUACAUCUUUAACCUGCGAGACUUUUCCAGAGUGAUCCUGGGUAUUUGCCUCAUCAAGAAGGACCAGGUGCAAGACAAGAAAACACUGAUGAAACUUUGGGUUCAUGAAGUAAUGAGAGUAUUCUAUGAUCGUCUGGUUGAUGAUUCUGACAGAGACUGGCUGUUUAAGACAGUGUCAGGUUUACUGAAGGAUCACUUCAAAGAAAGUAUGGACAGUUUAUUUGUUAAUUUGUCAGCAGACACACAUGGUGGCAAGGUAAAAGAAGAAGAUCUACGUAGCUUGAUGUUUGGUGACUACAUGGACCCAGACGCCAUACCAGAAGACAGAAUGUACAAAGAAGUGGCCUCCCUUGAUGAUUUUUACAACGUUGUGGCAAUUUGUUUGGAAGAGUACAACAAUACUCAUAAAAAUGCCAUGAACCUUGUCAUAUUCAGAUAUGUGUUGGAGCAUCUGUCCCGUAUUUGCCGUAUUCUAAGACAACCAGGUGGAAAUGGACUUCUGGUUGGCGUUGGAGGCAGUGGGCGUCAGUCUCUGACACGUCUGGCCACGGCCAUGGCAGGACACAACCUGUUUCAGCCAGAAAUCUCCAAAAACUAUGGCACCAAUGAGUGGAGAGAAGACAUCAAGAGUGUUUUGAAUGCUGCAGGAGGUCAAGGAAAGACAACUGUGUUUUUGAUCACUGACACUCAGAUUAAACAGGAAUCCUUCCUAGAAGAUAUUGACUCAUUGCUUAACACUGGGGAAGUUCCAAACUUGUUUGCUUCUGAUGAGAAAGCAGAAAUCAUGGAGGCUGUGAGGCCUGUAGCUCAAGCUGGCGACAAGAAUGCAGAUUUCUCUCCCCUUGCACUAUUUGCAUUCUUUGUGAAUCGCUGCAGAGAAAAUCUUCACAUUAUCAUAGCAUUCAGUCCUAUUGGUGAUGCUUUCCGCAACAGGUUGCGCCAGUUCCCCUCUCUCAUUAACUGCUGUACCAUUGACUGGUUUCAGGCUUGGCCAGAUGAUGCGCUCAUGAGGGUUGCCAACAAGUUCUUGGAAGAGGCUGACAUUGAAGACAGAGAAAAAGUGGAAGUUGUCAACAUCUGCAAAUCCUUCCACCAGAGUGUCAGAGAUCUUUCAGAAAGGUUCCUCAGAGAAUUAGGUCGCCACAACUAUGUCACACCUACAUCUUACCUGGAGCUGAUCAACUCUUUCAAGAACUUACUUCAGAAGAAACAAGAUGAGACAAUGAAAGCCAAACAGAGAUACAUCGUAGGCCUGGAGAAACUAGCUUUCGCAGCAUCUCAGGUAGCAACAAUGCAGAAAGAAUUGGAAGAGCUGCAACCUCAGCUUGUUGUGUCUGCCGCUGAGAACGAAAAAAUGCUCAAGAUCAUUGAGGUGGACUCUGCUGAUGUGGAAAAGACGACAGAGAAGGUCAAGGCUGAUGAGGCUGUGGCCAAUGAAAGUGCCUCCCAGGCUCAGGCCCUGAAGGAUGACUGUGAAGCCCAGUUAGCUGAAGCCAUCCCAGCUUUAGAGAUGGCCAUUGCAGCUCUGAACACUUUGAAACCUGCUGACAUCACUAUUGUCAAAUCUAUGAACAACCCUCCAGCUGGUGUGCGUUUGGUCAUGGCAGCAGUUUGUGUUAUGAAAGACAUAAAGCCUGAGAAAAUAAACAACCCAGAUAAACCUGGACAAAAGAUGAAUGACUUCUGGGGACCCAGUAAGAAACUCUUGGGUGACAUGAACUUCCUAGCCUCUCUUUUGGAGUAUGACAAAGACAACAUCCCAGUGGCCAUCAUGAAAAAAAUUAGGGAGGAGUACAUCACCAACCCAAUGUUUAAACCAGAGAUUGUUGCCAAUGCAUCCUCUGCGGCAGAAGGUUUAUGUAAAUGGAUUCUUGCUCUUGAGGUAUAUGACAGAGUUGCCAAAGUUGUGGCUCCUAAGAAAGAAAAGUUACGUGAGGCAGAAGCAGAACUCGGCAAGAUGAUGGAAAACCUGAAUGCAAAAAGAGCAGAGUUGGCAGCUGUGCAGAAGAAAUUAGAAGAUUUAAAGAAUACAUUUAAAGACAUGACAGAAAAGAAACAGCAGUUGGAGUUUCAGGUGGACUUGUGUGGCAAGAAAUUGGUCAGAGCUGAAAAGCUAAUUGGUGGACUGGGUGGAGAGAAAGAGCGGUGGACCAAUGCUGCAGCCACUCUUCAAAAUAUAUAUGACAACUUGAUGGGAGAUGUCCUGAUCUCUGCAGGUGUUAUCGCCUACCUGGGACCAUUCACCAGGUCCUUCAGGGACUCAGAGACCUCACAGUGGAUCAAACUUUGUCAGUCAAAGAAGAUUCCCUGUUCAACAGAGUUUUCGCUCAGCAAAACACUGGGUGAACCAAUUAAAAUACAGGCCUGGAAUAUUGCUGGACUACCCAAGGACAGCUUUUCAGUGGACAAUGGUGUCAUCGUGGCAAACUCUAGGAGAUGGCCACUGAUGAUUGACCCCCAAGGUCAGGCCAACCGCUGGGUGAAGAAUUCUGAGAAAGACAACACACUGUCAGUGAUCAAACUGUCAGACGCAGACUAUAUGAGGACCUUGGAAAACUGCGUGACUUUUGGCAACCCACUUCUGCUGGAGAAUGUUGGCGAGGAGCUUGACCCAUCCCUGGAGCCUUUACUUCUGAAGCAGACAUUUAAACAAGCUGGUGUGGAGAUGAUUCGUCUCGGUGAUAACAUCAUUGAGUACAGCCAGGACUUCCGUUUCUACAUCACCACCAAGCUGCGUAACCCUCACUACAUGCCAGAGUUAUCCACCAAAGUUUCACUCCUUAACUUUAUGAUAACACCAGAAGGCCUUGAAGAUCAGCUCCUGGGUAUUGUUGUUGCGAAAGAAAGGCCUGAACUUGAGGAAGAAAGGCAAGCCUUGAUAGUCACCAGUGCCACCAAUAAGAAACAGUUGAAGGAGAUUGAGGACAAAAUCCUGCACACAUUGUCUGCCUCAGAGGGGAACAUUCUGGAAGAUGAACAAGCCAUUCAAGUUCUAGAUUCUUCAAAAGUUCUUUCUGAUGAGAUUUCCAAGAAACAAAAGGUUGCAGAGGAGACUGAAAAGAAAAUUGAAUCAUCACGAGUUGGUUACAGGCCAAUAGCUAAACAUUCCUCCACUUUGUUCUUCUCUAUCACUGACCUACCAAACAUUGAUCCCAUGUACCAAUACUCUCUGACCUGGUUUGUAAACUUGUUCAUCAUGAGCAUUCAAGACAGUAACAAGUCCAAAAUUGUGGAGAAGCGUCUGCGUUACUUGUCUGACCACUUUACCUAUAACCUCUACUGCAGUAUUUGUCGCUCUCUGUUUGAGAAAGACAAACUGCUCUUUUCUUUUGUCCUCUGUGCAAACAUCUUGUUAGCCAAGAAAGAUCUAAACACAGAAGAGUUCAUGUUUUUCUUGACUGGAGGCAUUGGUUUGGAGAACAAACUGGCCAAUCCUGCACCUGUAUGGCUGAAUGAGAAAUGUUGGGAUGAAAUAUGCAGGAUGAGUGAUCUUAAAAACUUUAAAGGCUUCAGGGAAGAUUUUGUGAAAAACAUAGAGAAAUGGAAAGACUUUUACAAUGAGAAAGAGCCUCACAAAGUGACUUUACCAGAUCCUUGGAACACUAAACUUAAUGACUUCCAGAGGAUGAUAGUACUUAGGACAGUGCGACCUGACAAGAUUGGUCUUGCAAUCACUGAGUUUGUUAUGGAAAAGCUUGGGAAGAAAUUUGUUGAACCUCCCCCCUUUGACCUGGCCAAAAGCUAUGGAGAUUCUAACUGCUGCACACCAUUGAUCUUUGUUCUGUCCCCUGGAGCAGACCCCACCAUGAGCCUCUUGAAAUAUGCAGAAGAUAAAGGAUUUGGGGGCAACAAAUUUAAUUCAAUAUCUUUGGGUCAAGGACAGGGACCAAUAGCUGCCAAGAUGAUCAAACUAGCCAAGGAAGAUGGUUCAUGGGUUCUUUUACAGAACUGUCAUUUGGCUGUGUCAUGGAUGAACUCUCUGGAGAAGAUUUGUGAAGAAUUCACACCAGAAACAACAAAUUCCUCUUUCAGGCUUUGGUUAACAAGUUACCCAUCUCCUAAGUUUCCUGUGACUGUCUUACAAAAUGGUGUUAAAAUGACCAAUGAACCACCGACUGGACUUCGUCAGAACCUCUUGCAGAGCUAUUUGAAUGAUCCAAUCAGCGAUGAAACAUUCUUCAAGGGUUGCAAGGGCAAAGAGCAGAGCUUUGAGAAACUAUUGUUUGGUUUGUGUUUCUUCCAUGCUCUAGUCCAGGAGAGAAGAAAGUUUGGACCUCUAGGUUGGAAUAUUGCAUAUGGGUUUAAUGAGUCUGAUUUGAGAAUCUCUGUCAGGCAACUUCAGAUGUUUAUAAAUGAGUAUGAUGAUGUUCCCUUUGACGCCAUCACCUACAUGACUGGAGAGUGUAAUUAUGGUGGGCGUGUCACUGACGAUUGGGACAGGCGUUGUCUGCUGACCAUUCUGGCUGACUUCUUCAACUCUGCCAUUGUCACUGACCAGAAAUACAAGUUUUCCCCCAGUGGCAACUAUCACUGUCCUACGAAAAAUGGAUACAAUGAAGCUGUAGAGUUUAUCAAGAACUUGCCGCCCACACAACAUCCUGAGAUCUUUGGCAUGCAUGAGAAUGUGGAUAUCUCCAGGGAGCUGCAGGAAGUGAGGCUCUUGUUUGACUCUGUCCUCCUGACUCAAGGAGGGCAGGGGGGAGGAGGAGGAAACACUGAUCAAGCUCUGGCUGACAUUGCCACGGACAUUUUGUCAAAGCUUCCCAAAGACUAUGAUAUUGAAUUGGCCAUCAAGAAAUAUCCUGUCACGUAUUCAGAGAGUAUGAACACUGUCCUUGUCCAGGAGAUGGAAAGAUUCAACAAACUUCUUGUCAUCAUUCGAUCAAGUCUCCAGAACAUCCAAAAAGCCAUCAAAGGACUUGUAGUCAUGUCAGCUGACUUGGAAGCUCUUGCAGGAAGUCUCCUUAUUGGCAAACAGCCAGCCAUGUGGACCAAACGCUCAUACCCUUCAUUGAAGCCACUGGGCAGUUAUAUCAAUGACUUCCUAGACAGACUCAAAUUUUUACAACAAUGGUAUGAUCAUGGAAAACCUGAAGAUUUCUGGGUAUCUGGUUUCUUCUUCACUCAAGCUUUCUUGACUGGCGUUAUGCAAAAUUUUGCUAGAAAAUACACAAUUCCAAUUGAUAAAUUGGCUUUUGAUUUUGAAGUAUUAAGUGAGGACAGAAUGCCCAAGGCUCCUGAUGAUGGUGCUUACAUCUAUGGUCUGUUUCUAGAUGGUGCUCGCUGGGACAAAACUCAGGGUUGCCUUGAAGAACAACUGCCCAAAAUUCUCAAUGAGGCAGUGCCAAUUAUCUGGCUCCGCCCCAAGCGCAUGAAUGAGAUUGAUGAGUCCAACAAGCGCUACAAGUGUCCAGUCUACAAGACUAGCGAGCGCAAAGGUGUGCUUUCUACUACUGGUCACUCCACCAACUUUGUUCUAGCCAUUUGGCUGCCCACUAAGAAACCUGUCCAGCACUGGGUUAAAAGAGGCUGCGCCUGCCUGUGCCAGAAGGAUGACUAAAGGGAAAAAAAAAGAACGAAAUAUUUUGUAUAGCAAUGAACCAAUAGCUUUCAGGAAAAGUGUUUUACAAAAAGACAAUAUUUGCAACAAAUAUUAUGACAAUAUUUAGAACAAAUAUAAAUUUUCUGGAAUACUUUUACAUUUUUUAUUGGAUGUCUCUGUUGUUGUAUUUUUUAAUUGAGAUUUCCUUUUUUAAAGUUUGAAUAUAAUAACUGAUGCAGCUGUGCAAAAUUUAACACUUUUAUGUAGAACUUUUAAUGUUUCUACAAAAUAUGUUUGUGUCAUUGAAAUGAACUAAUGUUUAUAUAUAUAUAUAUAUAUAUAUUAUAUAUUUUAUAUAUUUAAACAAUAAUUCCAUUGUUGGAUAGGAAGAAUUUUUUUUCCAUAGCUGUAAAAUGUGGAAUGAUAGCUGAAGAUUAAUGUUCCUGAUUUUUGUAUUAUAUUAUUUAUUAUUUUAAGUUUAUAGACUGUUUAAGGAAGAAAACAUGUUAUUGAGAUAUUGUUAAAUUCUAUGUCCAAAUUUAAGGUACUAGAAAUGUUGAAGAUAUAUUUAAUCGUCCUUUUCUUAUUUUCUUGCAUUGUGUUACUAAAGUAGCACUUCACUGAUUGCCCAGUAUUUUUUAUGUGCAAGACUUAUAAUUUAAAAUCUAGCAGCAUGAUUUGAUGUAAUGUAAUCAGAGUGACUGUUACUGUUAUGAUAUAAUGCUAUGUACAGUUGAAAAUAAUAUUUUGUUACUGUGAGAUAUUUUUGUAUUUGAAUUCGGUUUUUAAAUAUAUGAAUUGCUGCUGAAGUUUUUUUGUGGCCAAUUUUUGAUGAAUUCACAUUAUCCUCCUGUGAUAUAUUUAAAACCUUUUUGUGAUAAUGAGCUUUUUACAAAUAUUUUCUAUGUUGUAUAUAUUUUUAAUUGUAUUUCCUUUUUUUUUUUAAGUUGGUGAUAAUGUGUAUAUAAUCACAGGCAAAUAUAUUCUUAUAUUCAUCUGAUGAAGUUAGUAUUUACAAAUAAACCAAUUUUCCAUCCAAUAAAUAUUAUUUUAAAAAUUGCUGUCCGUCCAUUGGAUAUUGACAUUAUUUUUUUGAAUGUGAGGUAAACAAUGAAAUAAGUUUACUCAUGUUUAAUUUUUUUUAUAAAUUUUAUUUAUAUGUUAAUCAAUUUUUUUAUGUUUAAUAUUUUGAUCAGAAAAUAACAGAAUGAUUAGUUCCAUUGAAUGUAAUUCAAAUAUUUCUAAGUUUAAUUUACAUUGUUUUGUUUUUUUCCUAGGAUAGUUUAUGCUGUGCAUUCAGAGAUUUUGCUAACAGUGCCUUGAUUUUGUCUUGUUUUUAGUUGAACUAAUAAAUAUUUAUGUUCAUUUAGAUGCAUAACUGACUUUAUUUAAAUAAUUUUUUUUUAAGUGCUAAUUUUAUUAAAGUAAAAAUUACAUUUAUUUGUACUAACUAAAUACGAUGUUGACUUAUUACAGCUGUCCAUGGUACACAGUAAUGUGUUGUAGCAUUUAAACAAUAAAACCAAUGCUAGCUUUCUUGAUAUUGAGUAAAUUAAGUUUACAAAUCUUGAUAAAAAUGAACCUUUCAACUACUUUGGAUUGCAGUGUACAGUUGUUUACAAAUAAACAAUACAAACAAA